Molecule: messenger RNA, 476 nt
Organism: Struthio camelus australis
Lineage: Eukaryota; Metazoa; Chordata; Aves; Struthioniformes; Struthionidae
Source: RefSeq, a predicted model, not a curated record
UGGUGUAAUGAAUUUAAUUUUUAUUUUUAGGCAAACAUAGGAAACACCCUGGAGGCCGUGGUAAUGCUGGUGGUAUGCAUCAUCACAGGAUUAACUUCGAUAAAUAUCAUCCUGGUUACUUUGGAAAAGUAGGUAUGAGGCACUACCACUUGAAGAAAAAUCAAAAGUUCUGUCCUACUGUCAAUUUGGAUAAACUAUGGACGCUCGUUAGUGAGCAGACAAGGCUCAAUUACGCCAAAAACCAGGCUGGACUAGCCCCAGUCAUCGAUGUUGUACGCUCAGGAUACUACAAAGUCCUGGGCAAGGGGAAGCUGCCCAAACAGCCUGUAAUUGUGAAAGCAAAGUUCUUCAGUAGAAGAGCAGAGGAGAAAAUCAAAGAAGUUGGUGGUGCCUGUGUGCUUGUGGCAUAAAGGCCUUCAUGUUUUAUUCAACUUUUUUGAAUAAAGACAAUGUGUGAAAUUUGUGGCUAACUUUGA